AUGCAUGCCGAAGUGACGGCAAUUCGGAACGCUUGCAAGGCACUCGGCACAUUCGAUUUGUCUGGUUGUGUUCUGUACACCUCGUGCUACCCCUGUCCGAUGUGCAUGGGAGCCUGUCUGUGGGCCCGAUUCGAUGCCAUCUACUACGGAGCAUCAGCUGAGCAGGCAAGCGCAGCAGAAAUCGGUUUCGAUGACAAAGCAUUCCAUGAUUUCCUGAAAAAUCCAAGAUCCGACGAUACG
This is a messenger RNA of Ostertagia ostertagi, 240 nucleotides long. NCBI's taxonomy places the organism in Eukaryota, Metazoa, Nematoda, Chromadorea, Rhabditida, Trichostrongylidae. The record is from the annotation of a GenBank genome assembly.